GUUCCCACUCAAACUACACAGAGAAUACAACGUUAUCACGACGGUUGCCACAGCGUAGCUGAUGAUCCCACUAUCCCGCGGCUGGGCAGCGGCAUGUGAAAUUAUUAUGGUCUAAUUAAAUGGGUCUGUAUCCUGUCCAGCGUGGACGGGAGUUCCUUCGAGCUAUUCAACUUCCUGUUCGGCUAUCCCCCGCAUUUCCCGCGCCUCCAAGACGACAUGGCUUUCCCGUCGACGACAGCGUUGGUCCUCGCGACCACAGUGCUUGCGUUCUUCGGAGGCAAGCCUGUCAGCAGCCACCCUGACGACCCGGAAAUUCUCCGCAGAGCAUGCCCUGACUAUACAUCUUAUUCAUCGACGCCUCACGGUCCUUUCAGCGGAGGUCCAUUGAACCUUUCAUUUCAACGUCCUGUGGAAGCAUGCAGGACCUUUUCCUCACCAGCAGUCGAGCAGGUCAUCGACGAUAUCACCUCGCGUAUGGUGGACAAGGAUCUGGCCCAGCUAUUCCGGAACGCCUUCCCUAACACGCUAGACACGACUGUCCGAUGGCAUACCGACGGCUCUACGCCAACUACAAAACGGAACAAUAAGAGGGGCGGUUCUCAAUGGGAUGGAGCACAAACGUUCAUUGUGACGGGUGACAUUGAUGCCGAGUGGUUGCGCGAUUCGACGAAUCAACUGGCCUCCUAUCAAGCUCUGGCAAAGAAGGACAAGAACCUCUAUACACUCAUCCUAGGCGCAAUUAAUACUCAGGUGGAGUAUGUCAUUCAGUCUCCCUAUUGUAAUGCAUUCCAGCCGCCGCCGCCUAGUGGAAUCGGGCCGAGCUCGAACGGACAGCAGGAUACCGUGCAUCCCGCGUACGAACCAUCCUUUGUCUUCGAAUGCAAGUACGAGCUCGAUUCUUUGGCGAAUUUUCUAGCUCUUGGGACCCAGUUCCACGAGAAUACCGGGUCGACAGAAUUCCUCACAGAUCGGUGGUACAUGGCAUUGAAAACUCUCAUGGACACUCUGGACGCUCAGUCACGACCUACAUUCAACGCGCAGAACCAAUACGCUGUCAACCAGUACACAUUUCAACGCCAGACAAAUCUGGGUACAGAAACCCUCAGUUUGAACGGAGUUGGGAAUCCACUGAACCGCGAUACGGGUCUUAUUCGUAGUGCUUUCCGACCUAGCGAUGAUGCCACCAUCCUGGGAUUCUUCAUUCCUCCGAACGCCAUGAUGGCGGUCCAGUUGAAGAAGACAGCAGAGAUGAUAAAGGCUGCCAGGGGUAACUCUGAUCUAGUCCAGGAGCUCCAAAAGCGAGGCCAGGACCUUGAAGAAGCUGUAUGGAACCACGGGGUGGUGAAGCACCCCAAAUAUGGUAAUGUCUUUGCCUUUGAAGUCGAUGGCUAUGGCUCUCAAAUUUUCAUGGAUGAUGCCAACAUUCCGUCGUUGUUGUCGCUUCCCUACCUGGGUUUCGUAGAUCAAAAAGACCCUGUCUAUCAAAAUACGCGUAAGAUGGUCCUCGAAAAGGCUGGGAAUCCCUAUUAUCUGACCGGUCCCGCUUUCCAUGGCAUUGGUGGACCUCACGUCGGACUUGAAAAUGCCUGGCCUAUGUCUCUCCUAGUGCAAGCCAUGACUAGCGACUCGGACUCUGAAAUAGCAGAAGCUAUCAACCUUGUUCGUGACUCGAGCCUUCUCGGCCUCGUGCACGAGUCGAUCAACGUCAACAACGUCAAGCAAUACACCCGGCCGUGGUUUGCCUGGGCCAACUCUGUCUUUUCACAGACUAUCUUGAAAAUAGCUGCGACAAAACCCUAUUUAAUCUUUGGCCCCAACGCGAAACCGUAUACUCUUGAUUGAAUUUGGGUUGCAUUAUUAGGGGUGUUGUUAUGUUGCUUUAAAAAGAUCGUGUUUGUACGAUAUCAUAUAAUUUUUAUAUAUGAUAUUCUUCAUGACUCUCUUGAAGAGCAAGUUAGCAGCAGAGUGGAGGGUAACCACUCAUCAGUUACAUGAAAACCUCCAUUUAGGAAAUAAAAUAUUCUACAGCAAUCCAAAUCAUGACUCCAAAUGGAACAGAAGUCAUACCAAAACCCGCCUUAAUCCAUCCGUUCCCCCCAAUACUCUCCGUCCAGUAAUGGGACAUCUCCCUUUCCCACUCUCCCACUUCCCCUCUCGACUCUGGCCAUGGCCGAUAGCUGUCUUGGACUGGUUAUCAGAGUCGCCUUCCUCUUCCUCCUCCCAGGGUGUCUUCGUAUCUUCACCAUUCAUGAAGUCUAUCUGUCGCUGGUGCUCUCCUUUCAGCCAAUGGAAGAUGCAAACGUAGCAGAAGACGUAACCUGUCUGGCAUGCGGUAGGGUUCGUCAGGGGACCAAAACAAAUGGAACAGAUGCUAUCACCGCUGUCCUCUGAGUCAACGGGUGGCAACGAAACAGUGAAAAUUGGAAGAUACGAAGUAGACGAGAUAGGAGGUUGGAAGUGUUUAGGCCUAUUGUGUGUCUUCAACGCUGAUUUUAGAUCCUUUGUGGAGGUUACCGAAGCUGAUUUCUUCGAUUGCUCCUGUUGUCUGCGCCGCUUCUCCGGUGUCCCUGAUACGACGGGCGCAGGCAGAUCUAGGACUUCAGUCGCUUUCCGGGCUAGCCGUCGGGAGAAAUCACUUUGAUGCCACCAUUCGAGGAAUUUGAGUGCGAAUAUCGAGGCCGGGAGGAAGUAGCGCAAUGAUGAAAGGAGCUGGGGGUAGAUAUUCUGGGGGCUCAUUAGGCCGACCAGACCUGUUCCGGGGCGUGAUCUGGCGGCAUUCGCAGCGCCGCGGGCAGUAUUACUAGCACCUCCCAACCCGGCGCCAUUGGGUCGAGAGGCGCCAUCCAGGAUAGCCGCGAUGGCACGAUGAUCCGCGACACCUAAUCGACGGAUCCUGGUCCCGACCAGCCACAGGAAGGGAGAAGAGUAUUUCGUACCAUCAAAGAGAUAGGCGAGAUUAAACGCCAGAAUAGAAAAAUAAUACGCCGCAUUGACGGACGGGUAGACGUUGCGAAGGAACCAUUUGUAGUAGUACAUCAGUCGUUGGCGGAGGGUCGGA
Monascus purpureus is the source of this 3058-nucleotide messenger RNA. The record is from the annotation of a GenBank genome assembly. Lineage: Eukaryota; Fungi; Ascomycota; Eurotiomycetes; Eurotiales; Aspergillaceae.